AUGGAAGAACCAACGAUUCAUCAGCAAUUAGAAAGUGCUGAAAAAUUGAAAAAGUUCAAAUACUAUUUCAAUGAAAAAGGACAGCUGAGGCAUACUGAAACAAACGAGCCGUUUGUCUUUAAACAGCAUAGUAAUGCAACCAACUGGAACCACCAAUGGUACAAAGCCUUUGGAACAACUUUGGCCGAGUAUGUCUACGAACUCUUGGAGAAAGAAUGUCGGCUGAAACGAGUCUAUAUUCCCGUUAAUGUCGGUAGAAGUUUCUGCUUCAUAAGUGAAAGGGCUUUGAGCAAUCCUUCCAAAUUGAUUGUUCUGAUGCAAGACCGUGGAGUGAUCAGGGCUGGGAGCUGGUCCCAGCAAUUGAUUCUACACGAUUGCCUGGACACCGGCACUCAAAUCCCUUUUAUCAAGAAAGCUUUGAGUGAGCGGUAUGAAGUAAUCGUGUUAAAUUCUAAUGACUUCAUAGCUGUUAACCAAGACGAUGACGCUGAAAAGAAAAAGCAACCUGAUUCCGAUGAAAGCGGAUUAAAGCUUGAACAGAUAGUAAUGGGGGGUGUUGAAAGUGCAGAAGCGUACACCAUCUACAUUUGGGACCAGUUUAUAUCAAAGUGUCCGGAUAACAGUGUAGCUUUUAUAGCGCAUGGCUAUGGCGGGUUGAUAUUUGUUAAUCUCCUAAAUGAACGUCGAGAUGUCAUGAGUAAAGUAUAUGCUGUGGCCUUCAUAAAUUCCGUUCAUGAUGCAGAUCACCAAAACGUCGGGCAAAUUGGUCGCGAUUGGAUUGAAAAGCACUGCCGUAAUUGGUUACUGAGUGCCAAACCUCUGGACAAGCCUGUCCCCUCCCUGAGGAUGGGCUGCGCGCAGGUUUCCGCCGGCACUGAAAAACCUCACUUGGCACCGAUGACCUGCUUUCACUCCAUUUUCAAGCACUUGAAGAAAGUUUCAAAUAUGCAGAAAACGAAUCGCAUCAUUCGAUCGCCAAUUCUUACAAGAAGUUUAAGUAAGAAAAACUAUAGAAAACAAGGAAAGAUGUAG
Hemiscyllium ocellatum (epaulette shark) is the source of this 1032-nucleotide messenger RNA. RefSeq names its product putative protein FAM172B. The transcript has a single exon. Lineage: Eukaryota; Metazoa; Chordata; Chondrichthyes; Orectolobiformes; Hemiscylliidae. Gene Ontology annotation, biological process: regulatory ncRNA-mediated heterochromatin formation. Gene Ontology annotation, molecular function: siRNA binding. The record is from RefSeq and is a predicted model, not a curated record. Bases 1 to 1032 code for a protein of 343 amino acids. Gene Ontology annotation, cellular component: nucleus.